CGCGCUCGCCUCGGUUCCCACGCACGCAGCUACCUCUGAGUCCUCACUCACGCGCACACUGAUCCAAGCCUCUCCCUCGCGCACCGUCAACUAGGUGCGUCUAUGGAGGCCUCGCCGUCUCGCAGCGACAGCUUCUCCCGCGCGUGGCUGGGCUGCAGGGCGUCCAUCGAGCGUCUCGACGCCGACGCCGACGCUGGGCUCGGGUGCUCCUUCAACAGCUCCACGCCCUUCAUCGACAUGGACCCCGCGGAGCUCUUCUCCAUGCGGUGGACGUCCUCCGCCGCAGCGCCGGCGGACGAUGACGAGGAGGCUGCCGAGUUCGACUUUGGCCAGCUGACGUGCGCCGGCGCGCAGUGCUUCUCCCCGCUGCUCGUCGGCGCCGGACAGCCCCUCCUCCCGUACGAGCCGAGCAUCGUGUCCUACUCCUACACCAACGCGUCGUCGCCUGCUUUCUACUCCGCGCAGAGCACGCCGGCCUCCGCGGCCAGCUCGCGCCGUCGUGGCCAGCACGCGCCAGCGCCGCUGGUGGCGACGCGGAGGAUACUGCUCCGGUACCUGCGCCUCCUGGCGCCGCUGUGCCGGAAGGUGAGGGCGCUGCCGGUGCGUGCGCUCGCGCCGCGGUCGUCGUCCAGGGCUGCCGCCUCCGCCGCGGCGACGUCGUCCCCGGCGCGGCAGUCCACGUCCAGCUACGUGAGCGCCACGGAGUACUGGUGCCACGGCCACGCCGACACCGCCGUCAGCGACGCCAUCCUCUACUGCAAGAAAUCCAUCCAGGGACGGCAGGAUGCCGUGUAGGCCGGCAAAAAGAUCGGCUUCUAGUGUACAUCCUAUAUGCAUAUGGCACUUGAGUGUAUAGCGUAUACGUUAUGAAGAAAGUAUGAUGAAGUGUGCUCCAAGGUGGUUUAACCUUGUGAAGCAUUUUGAACAAGCACGUACGUUAACCUUGUGAUGAAGCUACCCGUCACUGUCACUGUGCCCAUUGCUAAGGACGAGAUUCGGUUCAAAGGAAAUUGUUAAGGAA
Molecule: messenger RNA, 1021 nt
Organism: Triticum aestivum (bread wheat)
Lineage: Eukaryota; Viridiplantae; Streptophyta; Magnoliopsida; Poales; Poaceae
Product: probable membrane-associated kinase regulator 6
Exons: 1
Coding region: 103-795 (230 amino acids)
Source: RefSeq, a predicted model, not a curated record